This is a messenger RNA of Dendroctonus ponderosae (mountain pine beetle), 1327 nucleotides long. Its product is annotated as helix-loop-helix protein delilah. The coding region runs from base 199 to 843 and encodes 214 amino acids. NCBI's taxonomy places the organism in Eukaryota, Metazoa, Arthropoda, Insecta, Coleoptera, Curculionidae. The record is from RefSeq and is a predicted model, not a curated record. The transcript has a single exon. Gene Ontology annotation, molecular function: protein dimerization activity.
AAAGACAGUGGGAGAUGGUCAGCUUUAAAGCGAACCUGCUACCUCGAGAGAUCGAGCAAGUCGCACCAAAUUUAGUCACCGUCUCCUGCUGCUGCAGUUAGCAGUAUCUGCAGCUUCUUGCGCGAUCUGGUGGUUCUUUGAGGGCCGCGCGUACUAAAGACCGUUCUAUGACUGGCCGAGAAAAUCCGCUAAAUCCUCAUGUUGCAGUACGAACAAGAGCUUUCGGAGCGUUUGGGCUUCGCCCUGGACUCGAACAACAAUUCCAGUGGUGUUGCUGGAAAACGGGGUGAAAAGUACGGGUUGAGACCGCGCACGAUUCGCCGGAAGAAUGUCCUGUCGGACUUUGAAGAAAUCCCGUUGGUUCAUUCCAAGAAGUGCCACUCGGAGAAGGUGGCCAAGCCGAAAUCUGCUCCUCUGAGCAAAUAUCGCCGGAAAACUGCUAAUGCGAGGGAGCGCACUCGCAUGAAGGAAAUCAACCAGGCGUUCGAGACGCUUAGGAAGGCCGUGCCUCAGAUCACUCCCAAUCUGCAGCAGAAUGAAAAACUGACAAAAAUCACCACCCUGCGUCUUGCCAUGAAGUAUAUUGCAGCCCUUUCGGCCGCCCUGAGCAGCAGUCCGGCCGAGUUGCCUCAUCAGGACAUUUUUUCUGAGUGCUCCGAGCUGGAAUCCUUUCUGCUGGAGUCGGAUGGCGAAUCUUUGCCGGUAAAUAGUGACUUGUCCGAUCACUCGCUUACUCCGCAGGAGUUUUGCGUGGACUUUGAUGACUCGCUUACUUCCGUCGAUUUUUCCUCCGACUUUUCCGACCAUUUGCCCUUCGACACUUACCUGAAUGACUUCAGCUAACGCCGGCUGAGCCUAGGGCGGGUUUAGGAACUUUGUGAUAUUUUUAGGGGGUAAUUUUGGGGAGUUUUUCUACUACUGUACAUUUGGCCGCCCAAUCGGGCGGCAGCAAUCGCUGGCAGCUUUAUCAUGUAUUAUACAAAGUUUUCGUUAUUAGGUCAUACAUAAUUUUAGCAGCAAAAUUGUGCAAAUCUGCAUCGCACUCUAGGUAAUUAUUAGACUAAUUUAUUUGUGUACAAUCUUCAUGUCUUUCGUGCCAUAAUACUGAAUGCCCUGAACAACCGGCCGUCUUUUGCCUGAUUUUUUGGGGUGGAGAAAGUGGCCGCGUUUUUUCGGUCAUUCCUGUAUCUAUUGUGUAUAUUUUUUCGUUUAUCACGUGAAACCAAGUGCCUUAUUUCCAUUUAACGUUGUAAGUCCUUUGAUACGACGAUGUAGAUUUAGGAUUUUUUUGUGUAAUGUUUCAAUAAAUAGACUAUUUUUUAUAUUU